AUGACCGUUGCCGCAACUCCUCUCACACCCCACGACGUCCGCCUCGCAUGCCGCAAAGGAACCUGGAAGGAGGCGUCGACAGCAGGCAUCUGCGAGGGCUACGUCCAGGCGAACCUCAUCAUCCUUCCCGAACGAUAUGCAGCCGACUUCCGCGCCCUCUGCGCCCGCAAUCCCGUUCCCUGCCCUCUCCUCGGCGAGACUAAGCCUGGCAACCCUACUAUCCCUGCACACCUCGCCAAAGACUGCGACAUCCGCACCGACGCUCCGCAGUACAACGUCUACCUGAACGGCAAACUCGUCGAGACGAAGCGGGAUAUCAAGAACGAAUGGAAGGAGGACUCGGUUGGCUUCCUUGUCGGGUGCUCGUUCAGCUUUGAAGCGGCGCUGGUAGAGGGGGGAUACACGCCGAGGCAGAUCGAGAUCAAGCGGAACGUCCCCAUGUACAAGACCAAGGUGCCGCUCUGCGCUGCUGGUGCCCUCUCCGGCAACAUGGUCGUCUCGAUGCGCCCUUACCCUCCCUCCGCCAUCGAAACCGUCCGCGACCUCACUCGACCAUUCAUCCGAGCGCAUGGCGAGCCCGUCGCAUGGGGACCGGAAGGCGCAGCGGCGCUCGGCGUCGACGAUCCGACGGGUGCGAACCCGGACUUUGGCGAGGCGAGCGAGGUGAGGGAGGGCGAGGUGCCGGUGUACUGGGCUUGCGGUGUGACGCCUCAGAGCGUCGUCAUGGCGAGCAAGAUCGAGGGAGUUGUGCUGGGACACGCGCCGGGACACAUGCUUGUGCUCGACAUGCGUGACGAGGAUGUGUGCAAGUAG
Rhodotorula toruloides NP11 is the source of this 813-nucleotide messenger RNA. Its product is annotated as DUF1445 domain containing protein. Gene Ontology annotation, molecular function: D-glutamate cyclase activity. The coding region runs from base 1 to 813 and encodes 270 amino acids. The record is from RefSeq and is a predicted model, not a curated record. Gene Ontology annotation, biological process: glutamate metabolic process. NCBI's taxonomy places the organism in Eukaryota, Fungi, Basidiomycota, Microbotryomycetes, Sporidiobolales, Sporidiobolaceae. The transcript is spliced from 4 exons.